This is a messenger RNA of Anisakis simplex (herring worm), 780 nucleotides long. The record is from the annotation of a GenBank genome assembly. Lineage: Eukaryota; Metazoa; Nematoda; Chromadorea; Rhabditida; Anisakidae.
GGUGUGUUGUACCAAGAUGCAAAUGAUCUCGAACGUGCAAUAUCCAGCUAUCACACCGCUAUUUCCUACCGUCCAACACUAGCUUCAGCAUACCUCAAUCUUGGACUAUGUGCUUGGGAAAAGAACGAUAGUGAGACGGCAAAAGAAGUGUUCGAAAAAUGUUUGAAAUUGGAUGCCACACAUUUGAAGAACCCGAGGAACCAUCGCAGUGCACAAGUAGCAUGUGCAUACAAUCUUGGGGAAUCAUUGUCUCAAAUUGGCGAUUUCGAUCAAGCAGAAUAUUAUUUCCAGAAGGCACUACUGCAUGCGCCGUCACAUAUUCCAGCGUACUUAACCCUUUCACAAUUAAGACUGAAGCAGAAAAGAUAUACAGAAGCAUUGGAGGUGUUGCAAAGUGCGUAUCGAUUGAAUGAAACAAAUUCGCUACUGAAUUUCCAUAUGGGUGUUUAUUAUUCAGCCCGAGGUGACCAUCCGGAAGCUAUAAAGUAUCUAAAAAGAGCUGAAGUUGUUAAUGGAAAGAAUGCUGAUGUACUAUCAGCUCUUGCCGAGUCUUGCCGACAAACUGGACUGAACGAAGAGGCUGAGAAGUAUUACGAGCGACUCGCUGAGAUGGGCGAUGAAACAUCACCAUUCGCUUACUCAAAUUAUGCCGCAAUUUUGCAUGUGAAUGGCAAAUACGAGAAAGCCGAACGAAUGUACAAGAAAGCGAUCGAGAUCAAUCCGAAUGAUUCGCUAUCGAACAAAAAUCUUCGUAAAUUGUACAGACUCAUGAACAGAUAG